CGUCUUUCCAACAGCUCCUCAGUCACGAUCCCAGCUCUUCAUUGUCACCACACGACAAGACACGAAAUCGACCCCGCCACACCGAUGCAUCCAGCCAAUCGAUACACACGUCCUCUUCAGCGGCCGCACCAUCAUUGUCACCCCCUCCCUCUCCCUCUUCCCCCGCUGCCACCGUCGGCCCCGCCCUCCGUUUGGGCAGCAGGAGUUUCAUCCGAUUGUACAGCGCAUCACCACUCGUCACGCGAAUGUCGUCGCCCUCACUCCCCACACCCUUCCUGCUGCCCUUCCGCCUCUGGGGUGAUGCAGCAGAUGGUCCCUCGCUCCCCUGAUGGUCUGUCUGGCACAGCAGCACCUCGUUGAUGUCCUCUGGCACCCGGAACUGCACCACGUGGGGGAAAACGGCACAAAGGGAGCGGUGGGCGUUCUGCCGUGCCGUGACCGAUCGGGUGACUAGGUUGAUGGCGAGCAGGCCACCGGGGAGCAGGCGGCUCGCGAGCUGCUGCAGGAAGACCGGCUGCAGGACCUCGCUGGGUGGGCAUGUGAGGUGGCUGUCUGGCUGGUUGGUGUUGAUGUCCACUAUGAUGAUGUGCUGCAGUGCGGGGCACACGCGGCUCAGCUCGGAGGUCGAUACCAUCGCCAAAGCAUCGCCGAUCAUAUAUUCCACUCUGUUGGCCGGUGCCGGUGGAUCUGCCGGCUUCUCUUGGGCUGCUGCGGCCUCGGCUGGUUCGGCAGCAGAGUCAUUGCCGGUGUUGGUGUGGCCGUCUGUGUCUUUGGUGAGGACCUUCUGCAUGACGGCCUGCACCGUCUGGCUCGCCAGGUGGGAGGCCUCAGCAAUGUUCUCUUCGGGCGACUUCAUCGGCAUGCCCUCAAAGCCGAAAUGCUGCACACACGAAAAGUAAGCAGUGAGGCACAUGUGUGAGGACGUGUGUGUGUAAAAGUAACGGCAGACUGACCUGUUUGGCCAUCUGCAGGACUUUCUCGUCGUUGUCGACGCCGAUAAUGUGCACACCCCAUCCCCAAUACGAGCACAAGGCAGACAGAGUCGACGCCAGGAUGCCAGCACCCAGGCCGAGUAUGGUCACACGCAGCCUGGGCUGCUCGUUGGCCGUGAAGGCAGAUGAGGGCGCCGUGGGGUCGUCGAGCAGCGACGAAGGGGAGCUGGCCGGCGAUGCGUUGAGUUCCAGCAGCCAUGAGGGCGGGAGGCAGGCCAGGCCCACUAUGAUGGCCUCGUGGUACCUGCAGGUGGGGUGGAGGAAGUUGAACCGGAACGGCUGGGGGGCAUCGGUUGUGGCGUCGUCAACCUGUGGCUCCUCGGACGGCUGUGGCUGUGGCUGUGACGACUUCUUCUUGCGCGAGCCGCGGCCACCCCUGCAGCCAAGCAGCCAGUGAUCGGUGCACCAGACCAGCGCAUGUGUGUGUGGUGCUGUCACGUACCUUCGUUUCGGUGAGGUCCGCCGUGCGGAUGGUUCAUCGUCCGUCUUGGUCCAGACCUCAUAUAGCACCUCCGACUGCACCGUGCCAGGAUUGCAGGCAAACACCAUCUGCACACACAACACACACAGGUAGGUAGGACAAAAUGCUAUGGCUACUUCUCUACUCCUCCUUAAUCUACCUGUCUGGCAAAGGACUUCCAGCUCAUUGCUGGCUGCGCCGCGUUGGCCUCUCUGCGGCUGCGAUAUCGCUUUGUGCCCUCGGGCUCGAUGCGCACGUCACGGACCAAGAUGCGUCCGGCGUGCUUGGACAUCACCUCUGCCACGGGUGUGGAGGUGUCGGUCUCGCUGCCUAGAGUCAUGAUCUUGGGGGCCUCCUCCUGACCAAGCGGACAAUUGGAUAUUUUGUCUCUGUGUGUGUGUGUGUGUGUGUUCUGUGUGUUGUGUGGUGCGGGCGUACUGAUGUGGACGGGAGGACGAGCUCUCUGAAGAAGGGCUGCAGCUCGGCCUUGACGUCGUCCAUGGAGGGGGUGUGGUGGGACGAGUCACACAUCCCUGUCAGCCAGGCAUGGACACACACAUGACAUGACGCGUACGUCUAAGGUAUCCGUCUGUGAGCGAUGGAUUGGCUGGUCGGUUGCCUACCCACCGAAGGUGGUGACAAGAAGCCGCUUGACGUAAACUUGAGAGGCCAACUGCACCACAACACGCACACGCACACGCAAAGAGAUAGACACAGCUAAGCUCCUCUGCUGGCCGUGCCGUAUAUAUUGUGGGUUGUUUGCCUUGCCUGGCUGGGCUGGCUGUGUGACUGACCUCCUGGCUGCCCUCUGGUGUCGAAAACAUCCACUCAUUCUCGCGACCCUGAUGUGAGGGAUUCACACAACAGACAGACAACAUGCAUGACAUGGCAUGACCCAUCCAUACGUGGCCGGCCGGCCUGGGUACCCGUGGCACAAUGAUGACGGCCGACGUGUUCUUUCUCUUCAUCGAGUGCUGGGGGUUGUCGAACACAGCUAUGUGGUACUUGGCAGAGAUGUCAUACACCUCGCCACCACCGCCGUCAGACUGCCGUGCCGCUGCUGCUGUGGCCGGCGGGGGCUUGUUGGGGGCAGAUGAAGAUGAGGAUGACCCUCCUGCUGCUGCUGUGCGUGGUGGGAUGAGGUUGAUGACCUCGUACUGUCCCGGCCUGUAGGUAGCGAUGGUCUCCUUCCACACACGAUGCUUGUUGAUCUCCAAGACAUGCUCUGAGGCCCCCACAUGCACACGUCAGUAUAAGCAGGCAGGAGAGAAGGGGAGACUCGUGCAUCCACUCACUCACUCACUGGGCAGCUCGAAUAUCGACGUGUCUUGCAAUGGCUCCAUGGCGCUCUCAGGUCCAUCCUUGCCGGCCGGGCCCUCUCCAUUCUGGUGCUGCUGCUCCGCCGCCAUGCUCUCGGGGUAGAUGGCGCACUUGGCAACCUUUACCGACUUAUCAUUUCUGAGCAAACGAACAGCGACAGACAUCCGCAUUCGGCCUCUCUGCUAUCAUUCUCUCUCACCCAGAUGCUGUUUGCGGCAUUUUCUGGAAGAUCAGCAUGAAGGGCUGCAGCCGUGCCUGCCGCUCAGCGGACGGAAUGUCCCCCCUCUGAUGCCUGGCGGACGACGUGUGUGUGGUGGCUGCAUCGGAGAUCGAGAAGGGAUGGCACCGGACGCCCACACGGCGACUGAAGAAAUACCGAACCUGCAGAGGAGACGCGGGAGAGGAGAGCAAUGGUGACAGCAUGAAGGCCUGUCUGCUUGUUGUCUCAUCACCAGUUCCUUGAUGAUGUAGUCCUGCGCCAGUGUGAUGCACACGUAGUGCCCCCCGUCACACAGCAGCCGCCACAUCUCGUCCAGAAAACGAGUCGCCUCCCGACGCAAAUCGACGCCCUCGCCUGUCGCCACACGAAAUGGGUGCGUGGAUGGAUACCAAAGAAGAAUGAGUCCUGCAGCGCAGCGUGCCCUGCCAUUUCACCAGUGAGGAAUGCGUCGAGUGCGCCCUUGUCGAUGACCAGGUCGAACAGCCCUUGCCUGAAUGCCGUUCGAGUCAUGUCCAUGCAGCACCACUCCAGCCCAGCCGACGACACACUCUUGGCGCGCAUUGCCUGCAUGAUGGAAGGAAUAAGAUGUGAGCAGACACACGGAGCGUGUGUGUUUGUUCACCUUAAGGACGAGAUCUGAGAAGUCCACAUUCCAUAUGUUCAGAUACCUGACACCAAAAGAAACACACUCACAGACACACACAACAGAUGCGCACUCACCCUGAGCCACCCGUUGCAGUGUCUGUGUCUGUGUCUUACCCAUCGUCAAACAUCUGGCCGCUCAGCUCAGAGUUGCCGCACCCCACAUUCAGCACGAACAGCGAGCUGGGCGGCGCAUGCGGCCCCGAACCCUCAUCGCCCAGCCCCCGCAGAAUGGCGCGGAUGUCGCGGUACUCUCCAUACCACUCGAAGGCCUUCCUCCCCCUCCGGAGGAAGAAUCGAUCCCAGAAUGACCGCUGCCGAAACUGCUGCAGCUCGGAGGGCAGCAGCUCCAUGGAGGAGAGAGGUGCUGAUUGAGACGGUGGCGGUGCGCUUUCUGUCGGACUGCGGUUGGGACGGUCAGGCGAUGAAUGGCGAGCAAGAUCUGAUGAUCUGGAUCAGGCGCACCGUCUGUGCAGCUUCAAACCACCUGUUUUCCGGAAGAUCCCG
Vitrella brassicaformis is the source of this 4141-nucleotide messenger RNA. Lineage: Eukaryota; Vitrellaceae. The record is from the annotation of a GenBank genome assembly.